Molecule: messenger RNA, 975 nt
Organism: Coccinella septempunctata (seven-spotted ladybird)
Lineage: Eukaryota; Metazoa; Arthropoda; Insecta; Coleoptera; Coccinellidae
Product: histidine-rich glycoprotein-like
Exons: 1
Coding region: 32-784 (250 amino acids)
Source: RefSeq, a predicted model, not a curated record
AGUUGAUCGAUAAUUCAAAUAUUAGUUCACAAUGUCUCCUCAAAAUUCAUACAUCCUAAUAUUUUUAUGUUGUUGUUCUUCUAUUCUGACAAAUUCGGCGGUUCCAUUGAGUGAUUGGGAUUUAAAUGAUAGUGCCAUAGCGGAAGUUUUUAGAAAACCACGAUCAACAUUUGAAAAGAAAGGCGGUAAAGAGUAUAAUACCAAUUACUACGAUGAGGAAGGUGAAAAGGACAAACAUGGUCAUAAAAACCAGCAUCACUUAGAGAAAGUGGAACAUUCUAAGCAUGGAGAAGAAAACAAAGGUGGUCACCACGAUGAGAAAGGUGGUCAUGAAAAAGGGUAUCAUGAUGAAGCUCAACAUCAUAAGAAGCACCACGAAGGUAAGAAAUCACAUAAGGCCGGAAAGUUUGCUGAAAAGAAGGGACACAAAAAAGGACACAAAACUAAAGGAUAUCAUCAUAAAUUCAUAAGGGACGAAUAUCACAAAGAACACAAAUUUUAUGAUGAUUUCCAUAAGAGUGGACAUCACGAUAAACAUGGAGAUCAGCAUUCUCAUUAUGAAAAAGAGGAUGGUGGACAUAAGAAACAUGGUACAUACCAUUCCGGACACAAACAAAGUGAAAAUGGUAAAAAGGGUCUGGAACAUAAAGGCAAGAAUAUAGAAGAUCACAGAAAAUACAAGAAGAGUCAAGGUCAUAAGUCGCAUCACUCCAAACAUAGCGAUUACGGCAAACAGAAAUCGAAUAAAGGUGGUAAAAAGUACAAAUAUCAUCAGGGAAAUUGAGAACCAUCGAAACCAUCUCAAUAUAACUGAUAAGGGAGCCGAAACAAAACAUUACAUUUUAUUGUCAUUGUAAAUGCUUGAAAUUAUAUGGAAUGUAAUACUUUUUCGCCAUUUCAAACGAUUGAAUGCCAUAAAUUUUUUAUCGCUGUAUAAUAUGCAUCUGAUUUCAAUAAAAUUGUUUUAUUUUUAUA